AUGGCUUCGCUGCGGCAGGAACUGAAGCAGUUCGAGCAGCAGUUCCGGGCUGAGCACGGCCGGGAUCCCUCGAAGGACGACAUCAAGCAGCGACCCGACAUUGCGAAGAAGUACAGAGACUACGCGAAAUCGAAGGCGUCGUCCGGCAAGGAGGCGAAGAAGGCCUCCUCGUCCUCCUCAUCAAGUCGACCUCUGGCAGCCCCGUCCGCCUCCGCAUCAUCCUCCUCGAACCCGUUCCGGACGCCAACCAAGCCUAAGACUGCUCGCCAACGCGCACCAGCGGCAAGCAGCACGAACGAUGUCGACUUGUCUUCCGAGACGACCGCCGGACCUGCCUCUCCCUCUCGCCGACUUUCCGGUUCAAAGACGCGCGAGUCGGAAUCUCAGUCUAGCACGACGACUACACGCUACGUCCUCGCCAACUCGCCGUCCAAGAUUCGCGCCCUCGCAGCCUUACAUUCCUCGACCGGCUCGCCAAACCAGCCUUCCCACUUCCCUUCUUCGCCUCAGAAGCGCGCAUCGAAUCCCUUUGCGUCACCGACGAAAGGAGCGGGCUCUUUCGCUGCACUGGAGAAGGCCGAGCGGGAAAGGCUGAAGCAGCGGAAGAAGGAGGAGAAGGAACGGAAAGCCAAGCUGGUAGGCAAGGGAGGCGGAGGAGUACUGGGGACCAAGGCGACUGCUGCAGGCGCUGGAUGGGGCAGUGCGGCGACACUGGGCGAGAGGCCGUUUGCGAGGACUAGCUCGGCGGCGAGCUCAGCGAUGGAGGUCGAUGAGGUGGACGAGUUCUUCGGCGCGCCGGCGUCAUCCUUUUCUUCUCAACGUUCGGUAUUCUCCUCACAACGCUCACUUGCGCCAACUACGCAAGCCGGCCUCGACAGCGCCGGACUUGAAGAUGACGACGAGGUUUUCGGACCGUCACCGGUCAAGCCCUCCUCUUCGCUCGCCUCGAAGAAAUCUUUCAGCCUCCUGCCAUCCAUCGACGACGCCCCGCCGUCCUCUCUUCCCCUUUUUACACCUUCAUCAUCGCAGCCGGGCCCGAGCAAACCCUUCAAACCCCUUCUCCCGCCCGCCGCUUCUCCACAACCCGCCUCGCAAAUCUCCAACAAGCCCACACCAUUCGCGACAUCGCUUCCCUUCUCUUCCACCGCGGCUGCGGCAAGCGUCAACGGCACCGACGGAGAGAAGGAGGACUUCUGGGCCGACACGGCGAAGAAGGAGGAGGAAGCGAAGAAGGCCAAGGGUACGAGGGGUGGGAAGCGGAAGAAGGCUGGGGCUGCGGCGGACGAUGCGGCUGUGCCGUCGAAGCGGAAGGCGCCGGCGAAGCGGGCGGGGGGCAAGGGUAAGGCGAAGGCGAAGGCCAGCGAGGAGAACGAGGCUGGCGAGAUGGACUUCGAGGAGGAGGAGGCGGAGGAGGGAGACGGUCAUGUCGUCUCCUCGCAGAAGGGCGAGAUCGUGAUUGCGCUGUCGGACGAAGAGCAGGAAGGGGGAGGAAAGGCGCGGCUGAUCAUCCACGAGAAGGGGUGGAAGGCGAGAGCGGGGCGAAAGGCUCGACAUGCGAACUCGCAGAAGGAAAGGGAGGAUGGAGACGAAGAAGGAGACGAGAUGGUCGUCGACGUCAUGCAGAGCGAUCCAGGAUCGAAAGAAGACGAGGAGAAUGUGGACAACACAUGGCUUUUUACGCAGCGCGGCCGAACCAACCUCCUCUCGACACUCGCCGUUGCGCCGUCUAACGGCGCACCCGAGGCCGUCGACGAUCAGCCCGACACGUCUAAUCUCCCUGCCGACCUCGCCGCCAUCCUGUCGCUCCGCGCGAACUCGCCCCGCAAGUCGACCCAAAACGGCCGACACACGCUCUCCUCGCUUGCGAAGGAGCAGCAGGUAGCACGUUUGUUGGGCGAGCCAAUCGCAGGCCAAAGGCGGAAAGGCGGAUUGCUGGACCUGGCGGAUGAGGAGCAGGAUGGCGAGGCUGAAGGAGUCGAAGUCGAGGAUGGCGAGGGAGACGACGACUGGGAUGAGGAGGUGGACGGAUGGGAAGGUACAGGCGAGGCGAUGGAUGGGUAUUACUCGGGAGACGGCGAAGUGUGGUGA
Messenger RNA from Rhodotorula toruloides NP11, 2088 nucleotides. RefSeq lists its product as uncharacterized. The record is from RefSeq and is a predicted model, not a curated record. Gene Ontology annotation, biological process: DNA replication; mitotic DNA replication preinitiation complex assembly; DNA replication initiation. Lineage: Eukaryota; Fungi; Basidiomycota; Microbotryomycetes; Sporidiobolales; Sporidiobolaceae. Gene Ontology annotation, cellular component: DNA replication preinitiation complex. Gene Ontology annotation, molecular function: single-stranded DNA binding; DNA replication origin binding. The transcript has 2 exons. Bases 1 to 2088 code for a protein of 695 amino acids.